AUGAGCACCAGUCUUGAUGGCUCGUCCAACUUCUCCGGCGCCUUAGCCACCUGGAAAUCUGUCAACCUAGCGGAUCUUCAGAAGACUCUCGACGCACAAGGAAUUGAAAUCGUAGACAACCAGAAGGAGAGUGUUGUGGGACGCAAAGCACUCGCUGACCGCACCAAGGAAUUCAAGAAGAUCUCGGAUGAAGAGAAACUCAAUGCAUUCAAGGGCCUCCUCAAAUUUACCAUCCUGACUCUUUGCUCCACCGACGCGGUUCUAUCUCUGGCACGUCCUCACUUAUUAGCAUACCAAUCGGAAAUCGACGCCCUCACGAAGCGCUCGAAGACAGCAGAGAACGCGUUUCUCCACGUCUACAAAGUGUUAGCGGAAGCACCUGAUCCAUAUCCCUUGCUGGAGGCUGCUGUUGACCAAACCGCACACCUCUCUGCUUUACCUCAGCUCGAGGCUGAGGUCGCCCGCCUCAAAUCUGAGAAUGCCGAGCUCAAGAAGAAGGCAGCCGACUCUGGGCCAGCAGAAGCGGCGCGCAAACGUGCUGAGGCGCGUGUCAGCACGCUGGAGACCAAGAUGGAGGAGAUGAUCCACGACAAAGUAGUGCAGAAAGAGAAUGAACUCAAUGCUGCAUACGACGAGCGGAUGCGCAACUACGAGGAAAGGGAGCAGGACCUGCAGAAGCAUGUCACGCUGUUCAAGAACCAAUUGCGCGACCUGCGCACGUCAAAUGAGAGCAACCAAGCUAAGUUGUUCGAUCAAAGCCAGCGUAUGGACCAGGAGGUCGUAUCACGGCUCGCGGAGGCCGACAUGAUCAUGGCGGACCUCGAACGUGCCAACAGCAGAGUCGCUUUGGUCGAGCAGCGUAACGAGGCUCUUCGUGCGGAGAUUGAAGCGAUGCGCAGUGGGAGCGAGACCAGCGAGCACGUUCGGUCUCUCACAGCACAGCUCGAAUCGGUUACAGAAUCAUACGACCGCUUACAGGCAUCGCUAGAUACACAACGAGCCUCCGCAACUGAGGUCGAGCAAGAUACCCGCAGACGCGUCGACGCAUUCACCAAGGAGCUCACUGAGCGGGAUCGAGAGAUUGAAAGCCUCAAAAGUAAGCUCAAGACAUGCGCAGACUACGACGAGGUGAAGCGAGAGCUCGAAAUCAUGAAGUACGUCGAAUUCGCGGGCUUGAAUGACGACCCCGAAGAUUCAGAGGAUGGGGAUGGAGAUGCAUGGGGCGACUCCAUGGCGGGCACGCCAAACGGCCUGGAUGGCAAACUCGCGCUGCCGAAUCCGAAUGCGGACAAGGCGAACGCGCAGCGUGGCAGGUCUCUGGAAGUCUUACUGGCCACAAAGAACAAGCGGAUGCUAGAGGAGCUUACGCGGUUCCGGAUUAUACAUGCGGAACUGGAAGAAUCCCUUCGUGGUGCUCGGGAGGAGCUCACAAUCGCUCAGGGAGAACUUGAGAAGCAGCGUACGCUAAACGACAAGCUCGAGGAUGACCUACUGAAGAUGGAUGCGGGUGCGAGCAAGACCACAAACAACGGCGAUGCGAGUGUUCGUCCGACUCCGGGGCGGGCUUCUGGAUCGGCGGACGAUGUGCUUGGGGAUUUAGAUCUAGGCAAGAAGAGUACGGAUUCGGGGGCACGCGGAACGACGAUACCGUUCGCCUCUGCAGCAGAUACAUCUAUCUUACCAAUUGUCACAAGCCAACGUGAUCGUUUCCGACAGCGAAAUGCCGAGCUCGAGGAGGAGCUCCGCAAGCAGUUCAGCAUUAUUUCCGAGCUGCGCACGGACAUCAAGUCGUUGCAGGGCGAUAACUUGAAGCUGUACGAGAAAGUGCGGUACAUGCAGAGCUACCGGGACGACUCGACAACGCAGCUCGAUCCGCUGGGAGGCUCCUCAUCAUCAACAGGCGGCCGAGCGAGUAGUAGCCGCAACGGCGACGACAUGGGCAAGUGGCGGGCGCGGUACGAGGAGAGCAUGAACCCGUUCGAGGCGUUCAGAGGCCGGGAAGCAACGCGUGCCUACGAAGCGCUGAAUCCCAUCGAACGGGGUGUCCUUAUGCUUACGCGGGCGAUUUUGGCAAAUCGCCGGACAAGGACGGCGUUUAUCUGUUAUGCAGCAGUGCUGCAUGUGCUGGUGAUGUUUACGACGUACGAAUGUGCAUUUGCGGGACCUCAGCUACAGACGCGGCCAAGCCCUUAUGGGACAUAA
Molecule: messenger RNA, 2202 nt
Organism: Coniophora puteana RWD-64-598 SS2
Lineage: Eukaryota; Fungi; Basidiomycota; Agaricomycetes; Boletales; Coniophoraceae
Exons: 16
Coding region: 1-2202 (733 amino acids)
Biological process (GO): intra-Golgi vesicle-mediated transport
Cellular component (GO): Golgi membrane
Source: RefSeq, a predicted model, not a curated record